Ananas comosus (pineapple) is the source of this 4083-nucleotide messenger RNA. RefSeq names its product pentatricopeptide repeat-containing protein At5g61990, mitochondrial. The transcript is spliced from 4 exons. The coding region runs from base 166 to 3222 and encodes 1018 amino acids. The record is from RefSeq and is a predicted model, not a curated record. NCBI's taxonomy places the organism in Eukaryota, Viridiplantae, Streptophyta, Magnoliopsida, Poales, Bromeliaceae. Gene Ontology annotation, molecular function: protein binding.
UAAGAAGGGCUCAGAUUACAAUCCUCUAUUCAAUCUAGGGUACCAUGUGUAUCUGUACACCGGGUGCACGAAACAAUUACUGAACCCAUCUCCCCACGAAGGUUGAGAUCGAGGUAAAAAAGAGUCCAUCUCUCUCCUCCGAUCGAGCGUAGCUUCAACAACGUCAUGCUCCGAAUCGCGCGACACCCCACUCUCCCCCUUCCUCUCCCACCGAAACCCUGGCUCCUUUCACGAAACCCUAAUCCCCGAUCCUCCCACCUCUCCUCCUCCUCCUCCUCCUCCUCCUCCUCCGCCGCCGCCGAGGACGAUGACGACGUGGCGCGGCAGAUCACCGUCCUCCUCGGUCGGAGCGCGGGGUGGAGGGCCGUCUGCGCCGCCUCAGACCUCCCCCGCCGCCUCACCCCGGGCGCCGUCUCCGCCGCGCUACUCCGCGGCGGCGCCCUCGACCCCAAGCUCCUCCUCGACUUCUUCUACUGGUCCCUCCCCCUCCUCCCCUCCGCUCCCCUCCCCGACUCCUUCGCCCUCCUCGCGCUCCGCCUCUCCAACUGCGGCCUCUUCGGCCCCGCCAAUGGCCUCCUCGAGCGCAUGAUCAAGUCCCACCCGAACCCCCCCACCGUGCUCAAUUCGAUCGCCCAUCGCUUCUCCCAGCGCGAAGGUAACAAUCCUUUGGUGUUCGAUGUGCUUAUCGAUACUUAUAAGAAGAUGGGCAUGCUGAGGGACGCCGCAGAAGUCGUUUUGCUCAUGAAAGGCGCGAGCUUCGCGCCGAGCUUGCGGUGUUGCAACGCUCUCUUGAAGGAUCUGUUGAGGGCUAAUUUGAUGGAUUUGUUCUGGAAGAUUUAUGAUUUCAUGUUGGGAGCGAAAUUGGGUCGUGACGUGUACACUUUUAAUGCUUUGAUCGAAGCUUUUUUUAAGGUCGGGAACACGGAUUCGGCCAAAAGGGUCUUCUUUGAGAUGGAAAGCAAUGGGUGUACUCCGAAUGCCGUGACGUAUAACACUGUGAUUGCUGGGUUUUGUAGAGUCAGAGCUGUAGAGGAUGCUUUCAAGUUUAAGAAGGAAAUGGUGGAGAGAGGAUUUGUUGUGGAUAGCUUUACUUACGGCUCGCUGAUCAAUGGCUUAUGCAAAGUUCACAAGUUGGCGGAUGCACAGCAACUGCUUGAUGAAAUGUCUAGCUUAGGCAUAAAGCCGGGUAUAGUCGUUUAUAAUACGUUGAUUGAUGGGUAUAUGAGAGAAGGCAAUGUGGAUGAAGCCUCCAAGAUAAUGGAUCAGAUGAUUGCUUCUGGCGUGCAUCGAAACAAAUUCACAUUCGACAAUCUCAUUCGUGGAGCAGGCAAGAUGGGUAAGAUUGAUAAGGCCUAUGAACUUUUAAAAGAGAUGGAUAGAAUGUGUUACAAGCCGGACACAAUGACUUAUAAUUUGAUAAUAGAGGGGCAUUUUAAAGCUAAUAAUACGAAAGGGGCAUUUCUGUUGCUCGAUGAAAUGAGUAGACUAAAUGUAUCACCUAAUGUAUAUACCUACAGUGCGAUGAUCAAUGGGCUUUGCCAUUGUGGGGAAUCGAGGCAAGCCGAUGGUCUUUUAAAGGAGAUGGUUUUAAAAGGUUUGGAGCCUAACGUUGUAAUUUAUGCGGCUCUUAUUUCGGGUCAUUGUAGGGAAGGUAAUUUUUCAGAGGCUUGCCAGAUAAUAAAUAAAAUGAUUGAGAGAAAUAUUUCUCCUGAUUCAUAUUGCUAUAAUUCUCUUAUUAGCGGACUUUCUAGGGCUGGAAAAAUGGAAGAAGCUAAACAUUAUUUUGCUAAAAUGCAAGAGAGAGGGUUGUCACACACUUCAUUCACAUACGGGGCCCUUAUUCAUGGUUACAGUAAAGCUGGGGAUAUGGAGAAGGCUGACUUUUAUUUUCAGGAGAUGCUCAGUAAAGGAUUAAAACCUAAUGAUGUUAUUUAUACGACUCUCCUUGACGGUCACUGCAAAUUGAAUGACAUUGCUAAGGCCAAAUCGACACUUCAGUCCAUGUUGGCAAGGGGCAUCAUGCCAGACAUCCAAACUUACGGUGUGUUAAUUAAUAGCCUUUUAAAAAGUGGAAACAUUGAUCUGGCUUUUAAAACCCUGUCCGAGCUCGAAAAUAAAGGCUUAGUUCCUGAUGCAUAUAUCUAUAGCUCGUUGAUCGUUGCGCUUUGCAAGUCGGGUGAUGUAGAAAAAGCUUUUGGUCUUCUUGAUGAAAUGGUGAGCAAAGGUGUAGAGCCAAAUAUUGUUACUUAUAAUGCCUUAGUGGAUGGUCUUUGCAAAUUGGGUGAUGUUAAAAGUGCUAGUAAUGUUUUCAAUAACAUUUUAGAGAAAGGGCCGAUGCCAAAUAGUGUAACAUACACUAGUAUGAUUGAUGGAAAUUGCAAGAACGGUGAUAUAUGUGAGGCUUUUAGACUAUACAAUGAGAUGAUAUCAAGAGGGAUAGAGGCGGAUAAGUUUGUUUAUACAGCUCUCAUUGGCGGCUGCUCCAGUGUAGGGGACUUUGAGAAGGCUUUAGAGUUGAUUGACGUGAUGUUAGUAAAAGGGUUCGCAACUGUUGCCACAUUCAACACUUUGAUUAAUGGCUUCUGCAAGCUUGGAAAGCUACAAGAAGCUAGUAAGUUAUUAGAUCUAAUGGUGGAAAAGCAAAUACUGCCUAAUUUUGCUACCUAUUCAACUUUAUUUGCGGGAUUUGACAGGGCCGAAAAGGUAGACGAAGCAUUUCAGUUAUUUAUUCAGAUAGAGGAGAAGAACCUUAGACCGAAUGCUGUCAUUUAUAUGUCUGAAUUAUUUAAAGAUAUGGUAAAUAAAGGCAUAUUGUCUGAUAAAAUUACUGAUAGAAUAUUUCAGUUGCAUUGCAAAGAAGGAAAUGUGGUCGAGGCCUUAAAAUUGCGUGAAGCUAUUAUUGCAGGAGGCACAAAAAUUAGCAGUGCAGCAUAUUUUUUAUUGGUGGAUGGCCUUUGUAGGAUGGGGAACUUACCUGAAGCAAUUGAGUUAUUUAAUGAAAUGAAAGAACAAGAAAUCAAGCCUGACGAUGCACAAUGCCUGAUGCUACUCCGUCGUCUUUACACAAAUGGGUUUAUUGAUGAAUCCGAUAAGAUUUUGGGAAUUUUAUUAUGCAAUAAUUGGUUGCAAGAAGGCACUAAAUUGAGCGAUAUGGGAGAGGAGGAUCAGGACAUUGUGAAUGGCGAGUCGGUGAUUAAGGUGGAAGGUGUGCUUAAGGCAUGAUUAGCUGACAAGUUUGAUCUGAUCUCCAAAUCCAGUUAUGCAAUACCUAUGCUGACAUGGCACCACACUGCAUUGACAUUGACAUGAAACUUGGUAAUGGAUCCACAAGAAAAAUAUCAGAUAGAGAUUUCGAUACAAACAAUUUUUCAUGUCUCCAACUGGGAGGAGCAUCUCUGGAAAACACUUAUCAGCUCGUCUAGUCUGCAUUCAGGUGCUUUGGUGGAACUUAAUAGUGUCAUCACUGGCUUUUGUGAAGCAGCAACAAAGUAACGAGGCUUUGUUAUGAAGCAGUUGAAUCAGUGAUGGAAGCUUGCAAAUACUUGUAGGUUUCGGACGUCCUUCACUUAAAUAUAUGGAUGACAACUGGAGAGGCUAUUCUUUGCUUCUCGAUAUUGACAAACAGUUGCUGUCUCGAGAGCCGAAUUCUCCGAAAUCAUCGAGGGCAUUUAAGCUUGUCUACGUUCUCUGUCCUUUAUCCGGAAAACACGAAGAGCUGCUAUCUGCAAACAGAGUACCAGUGCAAAGGAUGAUCGCUAGGCAGGUCUUGUUUGGGAAUGCGUUCUGCACCUGCGAAUGCUUUAAUGAUUCAGAAUUGUAAAACAAUUCGAAGGCGCUACAAACCUCUGCUCCUCCGACGUUGAAAAUGGCAAUGAAAGCUGGGUGCUUAUCCUGCGGAGAUUCAACUGCCAUUUUUGCGUCUUUAUUUUAAAGUAUCGGGUAACUCCGAUGCGCCUUUCUAUUUUGUGCGACUCUAAUAAAGCAUCAACGUGAUUGCUUUUGGAAAACAAAUUUCCAGACCCGGCCUCAGUACAAUACUCAGUCUUGUUAACUAAUACAGGGAAAACAGGCCGAGUUUAAGCA